AGGCAAACAGACACACUCCAGUGGCUGCACACAGCUCCCCAGUGCCUGGACUGCCCGGGUCCUCCAAUUCAUCAAACCCAGCCUCAGAGCUCCAUGAGGAGGUUCAUCAGUAUGGUGCUACACAGCCUGGUCAGCACCUCCAAGGCCAGGCCCUGGCUGCAGAAGAGAGCACAGGCGCAGGGGAAGGAAGACCAGAAACACAAGGUGCCACACAGGGCGACUAAGAUGAUUCUGACUGUAUUCCUGAGUGAUAAUCAACAGUUGCUGACCGAGGUGCCCAUUACCCCAGAGACGCUCUGUAAGGAUGUGGUGGAGUUCUGUAAGGAGGCUGGGGAGAGCGGCUGCCACCUCGCUGAGGUCUGGAGAGGAAAAGAGAGAGUGAUCCCUUUUGAUCAGCUGAUGUUUGAGCACCUACAGAAAUGGGGUCAGAGGAGACAGGAAGUGAAGUUUUACCUUAGGCACGUGGAGUCUCCCAUCACAAACAUUUCUCAAGGAAGUCAAACUUCAGAGCAGGUCGACAGGAAGAGCAAGGGGAACUUGGACAAGCCCUGCGAGAGUGGGGUGGGGAAUCCGCGUGUGGAGUUAACGCUGUCCGAGCUGCAGGAGAUGGCAAUGCGACAGCAGCAGCAGAUCGAAACUCAGCAGCAGAUGCUGAUAGCUAAGGAGCAAAGAUUGAGGUAUCUGAAGCAGCAGGACCCACGUCAGGGCCAGUCCGUGUCUGAGAGUGAGAAGCUCCAGAGGUUGAGGGAAAGAGUGGAAAGUCAAGAAGCUAAACUCAAGAAGGUCCGUGCCAUGAGGGGUCAAGUGGACUACAGCAAACUCAUCAGCAGCAACCUGUCUGCAGAAAUCGAGCAUGUUAGCAGCCUGUUCCAAGAAAAGCAGGCAGAGCUGCAGUCAGCUAUGCUAAAGGUGGACCAGCUCACACUGCAGUUAGACGAUCUACGACGGGGACGUCUCAAUGGACUGCAGCCUCUGGAAGGACUGGUGACCAGCAAUGCUACUCUGGAACUACGUAAACUCUACCAGGAACUGCAGAUCCGAAACAAGCUAAAUCAGGAACAGAACAGCAAGCUACAGCAACACAAGGAUAUGCUUAACAAGCGUAACAUGGAGGUGACCAUGAUGGACAAGCGUAUUGGGGACCUUAGAGAGCGUCUCUACAAGAAAAAAGCAGAGCUUGGCCGAAAGAGUGGUCCUCCCUCCCCUCAGACCACCCCAGGCAGUUCCGGGCGAGUGGCAGCAGUCUGUCCUUACAUCCAGGUACCAUUGCCCAGGCAACAGGAAGGAGGCUACAGUUUACCGCCUGAUCCCCUGAAGCCACAGACUCUGUCCACCUCUGCUACAGUAAACCAUGCUCGCUCCAAGUCAGGUCAGUCUUUCUUCCUAAUUCUUGACACCAUUUUACUUUUGCAUUUGCUGCUUCCCAGGACUAGUGAUAUUACAGACUGCGACUGUACUUCUACUAAUGAUGCAGUCUGGCCCUCCUUCAACAAUAAUAGGGUUCCUCUAAAACCCCCAGACUUGAAGGACACAAGUCAAGAUCAUACCAGCAAGAUGGGAACCUCAGACAAGGAAGACCCUAAGCUGUUAGGGACAGUAACAGCAUUGUCUAAGCAGCCUCCACCCAUCUAUGGUACCUAUCCCAGUGCAGGCCAUCACUCCACAGUCUGCGCCACCAGCUCUUUACCUCGCUCUGCUCCUGGCAUCUUAGGCUGGCAGAGAACGCCCCCUGCCUCUGGUUCCUCUUCACAGCAGAUCCAACAGCGGAUAACAGUGCCUCCCAGUCCUACACCUCAGUCUGGGUCAUCUCUUUUCCAUCAGGGUGAAAGAACAGAGCCUCCUCUCGCUGUGGCAGUACGUCCUUUUAUUCCGGACAGGGGGUCCCGGCCCCAGUCUCCAAGGAAGGGCCCUGCCACUAUGAACUCCAGCUCAAUCUACAAUAUGUAUCUGCAGCAGCCUACAGCCAAAAACUACUCCAGCAGCAGCAGAGCUGCAGUUAAAGCAGUAUACGGAAAACCAGUCCUACCUGGCUCUACUUCUCCUUCUCCAGUUCCACCUUACCAGCAGUCCUCCACAGAUGAGGUCGACAGAGAGACGGCCCAAGAAAGCACUUCCUUACCUCCACCCAGUGUGGAGAACAUCCCUCGCCCUCUCAGUCCUACUAAACUGACCCCUGUGGCACACUCCCCUCUCCGUUACCAAAGUGACAUUGACCUGGAGGUGCUGAGAAGGAAAUUAGCCAAUGCUCCCCGACCUUUAAAGAAGCGAAGCUCCAUCACAGAACCUGAAGGACCCAGUGGACCUAACAUCCAGAAGCUCCUAUAUCAGCGCUUCAACACCCUUGCAGGAGGCAUUGAGAGUGGAGUGGGUGGUACACCCUUCUACCAGCCUGACAGUCCUCUGAAGUACAUGACCACAACCCUGGGCAAUGUGGACACUGCCAAUGGGAACCUGAUGGAGUCAAGCAUCUUAGCUGAACCUUCGUCAGAGCCAGAGAUCACAAUCCCUCCUCCCAUUUCUUCUAUGUCUCAAACUGUUGAUAAUGAGAACCAGCCGAUGCAUUUAUCUAGUGACUCAGGGGUCGCCCAGUCUGCUGAUGCCUCAGACCGUUCUCUUAAGGACACCCAUGAGGACAAUCAUAACAACAACCACACAAAUGUUACAGACACAGAACCUAGCCCGGUACCAGAACAUCAUUACCCUGCAGAGCAGGACACCACAGCAAACCCAUGCACUCCUCCUGGUGUAUCUACGCUCAAGCGAACCAACUUGAAGAAGCCAGGCUCUGAGAGGACAGGUCACGGCCUGAGGGUCAAGUUCAAUCCUCUUGCACUGCUUUUGGAUGCAUCUUUGGAGGGAGAGUUUGAUUUGGUGCAAAGGAUUAUUUAUGAGGUGGACAAUCCUAGCACUCCAAAUGAUGAAGGUAUCACGCCUCUCCAUAAUGCAGUAUGUGCAGGUCACCACCAUAUUGUGAAAUUCCUGCUGGACUUUGGGGUCAAUGUCAAUGCAGCAGAUAGUGAUGGAUGGACGCCCCUGCACUGUGCAGCUUCAUGCAAUAAUGUACAUCUUUGCAAGUUGCUGGUGGAGUCUGGAGCUGCCAUUUUUGCCACUACUAUCAGUGACGUGGAGACAGCAGCAGACAAGUGCGAAGAGAUGGAGGAGGGUUAUGUCCAGUGCUCUCAGUUUCUAUAUGGUGUGCAGGAGAAACUGGGUGUGAUGAAUAAAGGGACGUUAUAUGCCCUGUGGAACUAUGAAGCUCAGAGUUCAGAUGAGCUGUCCUUCCAUGAGGGCGAUGCUCUCACCAUCAUGAGCCGUAGGGAUGACAGCGAGACGGAGUGGUGGUGGGCCAGACAUGAUGAAAAAGAGGGCUACGUACCACGCAACUUGUUAGGGCUGUAUCCAAGGAUCAAACCCAGGCAACGUACAUUGGCAUAGGUGGCCAGAAGAGACAGCGCAAGUUCCUGUAACAGCACUUGGCAUGAAGCUGCGGGAUGGCACUAUGCCAUGUCUUUGCUGUGGCCCGUGACCACAACACAGAGCCCACAGGCGUGGCAAGAUGAUGGCGCACGUCUGGUGUUGGACAAGAUUGAUUUUCCCAACAGUGGGGAAUUCAGUGGUCUUCUAUUUGCAUCCCAGAUUUUAUUCGUCACCAUGUGUUGUUUUUGCAGUAAUCCCUCUUACCCAUUUCCCUGUUGAGGAAAAUGUUAGCUUUUCUAUCCUCAUCCACGGUGCAAACCUCCUGAGUAUAUGUGCGUGUGUUUCAGAGUGGGAUGUGACUGUCAGAAUGGGGUGUGGAAUCUGUGGAUGUGUGAAAAAGAGUCGGUGACAGAUUAUGCAGUCUUGGAUUCCAGUGUUUUGUGCUCUGUGGUUUUUAUCAAGCAAAAAGGAAACCGAAGGGACUGAUGUUUCAAUUCCCACGGUUAGGAAGUUGCUGAUUCAGGGAAAAGGAAGGAAGGUGCUAGAAAGUGUUUAGAAGAGGCCUUGAGGCUGGUCAAGCUACUGAUGGAUAAUAAGGAAAUGGACUGGUCUGGUGGAGACACAUAUGUGUGGAGGAUUAUGUGGCUUGAGGAGGUGAAACUGUGUAGUUGUCUAAGAGAAACCGAGAUUUAAAAGGAUUCAGAAAGAAAACUGAUGCCAUAAAAACUAAUGCAGUGGCUGUUUUCCAUCAACCUGGGGAUAUUGACAACAUAAAAAACCUUUAUCCCUAUGCUUAAUUUAAGUCCGGCUUUAUUUUUAUUUUAUUAUUUUAUGAUACACCACCCUUUUCCCUCUUUAAGGGUUGUUUAUUUAAUUGAAACAUAUAUAUAAUUUUUUUUUUUUUUUUUUUUUUUUAAUAGCUUGAUAUAGGCUUAUAUGGCUGUCAAACCCGGCAGGAUCUGCCUAGUGUUUGUGCUGCCAUACAAGAGCCAUUUAUGCAGCAUGUCAUGUAUUGUGCACAAUAAAAUUUCCAUAUUGGGACAAAGUAA
Messenger RNA from Carassius gibelio (silver crucian carp), 4466 nucleotides. Its product is annotated as apoptosis-stimulating of p53 protein 1. The record is from RefSeq and is a predicted model, not a curated record. Gene Ontology annotation, biological process: regulation of apoptotic process. The coding region runs from base 94 to 3435 and encodes 1113 amino acids. Gene Ontology annotation, cellular component: nucleus. Lineage: Eukaryota; Metazoa; Chordata; Actinopteri; Cypriniformes; Cyprinidae. Gene Ontology annotation, molecular function: p53 binding. The transcript has 18 exons.